GACUACGACCGGUCCAAACAUCUGCUGCCCUCUCCCCCGGUUGUGCAUACCGAUACACGGGAACCCGCCCCUCUCCCGAGAGCUUGUUUUGCGACUCAAUGGUACUGGUGCCUAGGCAGUCAAUGAGAAUAUAUAAAGCAGAGCCUGGUGCUGGUUGACGAGGAGGGAUUUGAAAUCAUGGAACGCCCAACAGAGGAGAGCACAGAUGGCUCUUCCAUCAAGCCCGUCUCUUCCCUUCGGAGUCAUUUCGAGAACAUGUUGAACUCAGGGAAAUCGCCCGCGCCCAGUCCUCUCAGACAAGCUUCGCCUAGCACGCCCGAUCGAUUAGGAAUAUCGGAGGAUAUGAGAAGGAAUGACGGGCGAAUUUCGCUAGAUAUACCACGAGACAAUAACGGACGAGCAGGAGCCCCCAAUCUAGCAGAAAUAAGUGGUACCGGAUCAUUAGCAGCUCGUGGACGAAGUGGACUGCGAACGCCGUGGAGCACACCGAAACCUCGACCCUCCUCAAUGGUCGCCUUUUCUCCCCCAAGGUCUCCCACAAGAUCACCUCCCCGGGUCAUGGUCCAAUCUCCAAAAUCUCCACCUCCCAAAUCUAUGGAGCCACAAAUACACUCUCCGCUGCCCUCCCGAGGCGUUGUCAAUACCGCUAUAGGCUCACCAGCAGCCCAAAUGUCCGCAAGCCCCCAAUCCAAUGGCGCAAAAACAUUCAAGAUCCCUAGCCGUACUGCGACCCCGAGCAUAGAGUCGAAACAAGCUCCAUUGCUUCAGUCAAGUACGGUGGCAGGGUCUCCUAUAGACCCCCGCAAAAGCGGAACCCUCCACAGUGUAGAGCGAGGCCCAACCGCAUCUGUGUCACCGAUCCCGCCACCCAUAAACCGAGCUGCCAAACCCAAAAUCCCCCAUAAGCCCAAUCCCUCCAUAGACCCGUCAUCAAAUCGAGCAACGCUUGCGCCGGAACCUAUAACAGACCGUCAAGAUGUUUCUCCUUUCAGUACACCGCCCAGUAGUAAUGAAGGCAGUGCCAAAGGCGAAAUAUCACCUACUGGUUUUCCCUUUCCAAAGAACCCGAAUUCCCAGCCAAUUGCGCCCGGAGAGCUUCGUCUCCCCCCACCAAGGCAUCAAUCACUGCAUGACAGAUCGCCGUCCUUAGACAACCGAAUCCUAUCUGCACCACCAAAGAAGAACUCGUCUCCCAGCCCGCCACACCAAGCGGGUGAUCACCCAGAUGACCGACCAGGAUUGCCACCACGAAGAGAAGACAGUAGUUUGCGCAGGAGUAUGAUUUUGAAUCGACCAGCUCCGGCGGAACCGCCUGUACGACACUCAAUCGAUAGUUAUCGAGCGCCGUCUUUCGCAAACGAAAGUAGGACGGCUAUGCUCCCUCCUCCUAGACGAUCACAACCUACCAUACCUGCUACUACACCUAUGGCAUCAAAACCAUUGCAGCCACCCAAACCGCCGCCACCCCGAAAUUCAGGCGAAAUGAAACGACCUUCACCAUCGCUACCUGCUCAAGCACCCAAUCCGACCCAACUUAAAGUAUCCAAUAAUUUCGAUUCCGAUGAAGCAGAAGCUCCGAUAGACAAGUCCGCUCCGGCGUUAACCGAUUAUCCCGACUCUUCACAAGCUAAUCGCAGGCCCCCGAUGUUCAAAAGUGGCCCACAAGAAAUCUAUACCAAGUACGACACAAAGCUGUUUGCUGUGUGCGGCGAGUAUAUUUGCACAACUGGCUAUGUCACCCGAGUCUGGAGUCUACUCAAUGGAGAAUUGUUAAUGAGUCUGAGCCAUGGCGAGACGGUCAAGGCUACAUCGGUCGCCUUCAGGCCAGCAAAAGACGUGGAGGAUGAAGGGAAACGGUUGUGGCUUGGCACGAAUACGGGGGAGAUGCUCGAAAUUGAUAUACCCACACAAAGUGUUGUAUACACAAAGUCGAAUGCGCAUCCCAGGACUGCAAUCAUCAAGAUCUAUCGAUAUGCAUCCGAGAUGUGGUCAUUAGAUGAAGAUGGCGUCGUGCACAUCUGGUCACCAGACGAGACUGGUUCUCCUACACUGACGCAAACCCCGAAUACUUUCAGAAUCCCUAGAGGCCACACCUUCUCUAUAAUCUCGGGGUCGCACCUAUGGGUCGCAUUCGGGAAAGACAUUCGGGUGUUCCAGCGCACUGACGAUGGAACUCUGUUCCAACCGGCGACCCAAGGCGCGCUAUCUCAGCACAAUGUUGGAGAGGUCACAUCAGGAGCCAUCUUGAGUAGUCAGCCCGAUAAGAUUUUCUUCGGCCACAGCGAUGGCAAGGUUUCUAUCUAUGCGAAAAAGGGCUUUGGUUGUGUGGGCGUCGUGAAUGUCAGUCUAUACAAAAUCAGCUCGCUUGUUGGAGUUGGCGAUCACCUAUGGGCUGGCUACAUCACUGGGAUGGUGUAUGUAUACGACACUAGCUGUACUCCAUGGAAAGUUCUCAAGGAUUGGAAGGCACAUGAAGGGGCAAUUGCCGGCAUUCUCGCAGAUAGGACAAGUAUCUGGAAACUGGACCGGCUACAAGUUGCUUCAUUAGGUCUCGACCACACGUUGCGCAUAUGGGAUGGUAUGCUGAAAGACGACUGGUUAGAACAACAACUGCAGCAGCACGACUCCGACUAUUGCGAUUUCCGCGAGGUUUCCGCAACUGUGAUGACGUGGAACGCAGGCGCAGUAAAACCGACUAGCCUACGUAACGGGGAGGAUCGAAAUUUCUACCGGGAUCUCUUGCUCCCAGACGACCCGGCGGAUAUCCUAGUCUUUGGCUUCCAGGAGCUCGUGGACCUAGAGGACAAGAAGAUCACAGCGAAGAGCAUCUUCAAAAAGCACAAGAAGAAGGACGCACAUGAUCAAGAUCACAUGAGCCAUCAAUACAGAGCAUGGCGCGACCAUCUCAUUCGUAUCAUUGAUGAAUAUCUCCCGUCCUACAAUUACACAUUAUUGCACACCGCUAACCUCAUCGGUCUGUUCACUUGUAUCUUUGUCAAGGGAUCGGAGCGGUCAAAGAUUCGCGAUGUAUCGGCAGCGCAAAUCAAGCUUGGUAUGGGUGGACGAUAUGGCAACAAGGGUGCCCUAGUGGUGCGCUUUAUGCUGGACGAUUCUUCCAUGUGCUUCAUAAACUGCCAUCUUGCAGCCGGCCAGACGCAAACGGUGCAUAGAAACAACGACAUCGCCUCUAUCAUGGAGUCAGAAGCAUUGCCGCGAAAUCGCUCCCCCUCCGACCGAGCAGCGUUCUUCGUAGGUGGCGGCGACGGAUCAAUGAUUUUGGACCAUGAGAUUUGCAUACUUAACGGCGACCUAAACUAUCGCAUUGACGCAAUGCCGCGCAACACGGUAAUUGACGCUGUCAAGCAAGGGAACUUGAACAAGCUGCUCGAUCGUGAUCAGCUGCUGCUGAGCAGAAAGCGCAACCCAGGAUUCCGAUUGAGGGCUUUCAACGAGGCACCCAUCAACUUCGCGCCAACAUAUAAGUACGAUGUCGGCACGGACAAUUACGACACGUCGGAGAAGAAGCGGUCUCCAGCUUGGUGUGACAGGCUCCUCUACCGUGGUUUGGGCAGGAUUAAACAAACUGAAUACCGACGGCACGAUGGGAUUCGAGUAUCAGAUCAUCGGCCUGUUUCCGGAAGGUUCAAGAUCCGCGUGAAGACAAUUAGCGCCAAGAGACACAGUCAAGCCAAGGAGAAGUACGAGGUCGAGUUUGAUGCAGUCAAGCGGAGGAUAGCUGGCGAUAUCAAACUCGACUAUCUCAUCAACGUCUUUGGCCUCAGUAAGAAGGAAGCGCAGAGACUACUUAAAGGUGCCUGAAGGGUAACGGUACGCACCGAAAAACAAGGAGGAUCUAUCGAAAUGGGCCUGGUCGCGAACGAAUGCUAGCACGCUAGGUCAUGAUUGUUAACGUUACUUUGGCAAUAUGUUUAUAUUGAGCGUUCUGUACGACAUCGGCAACCCGUAGCUGUGGCCGUGGUUUUGGUCUUUGUCGCUGUUGUUGUUGAUUUGGUCAUGGCGGGGACCUAGUGCGAAUGAGUAAAUGCACCAGUACUCGAUCCGAACCACGAAUCGAGAAGAUCCGCCUAAGAACGGACAAUGAGCAGUCCUUGUAAUCAGGCGAGCAAACGCCCUU
Molecule: messenger RNA, 4135 nt
Organism: Aaosphaeria arxii CBS 175.79
Lineage: Eukaryota; Fungi; Ascomycota; Dothideomycetes; Pleosporales
Product: DNase I-like protein
Exons: 4
Coding region: 178-3819 (1213 amino acids)
Biological process (GO): phosphatidylinositol dephosphorylation
Molecular function (GO): phosphatidylinositol-4,5-bisphosphate 5-phosphatase activity; protein binding
Source: RefSeq, a predicted model, not a curated record